AGUUAAUCAUCAUCUCGCCUGGCCACCGGUCGAAGCUCUCUCUUGGCGAUGGAGCCGGCGACAGCUCAGCAGCCCGGCAUCUCCGGCCACCCGCUGUGGCACCGGUGAGAAGAAAGCAGCCAGUGCCGGUCCGCCAUGAGCAGCCAGUCACCGCGCCGCCAGCUGUCACUCCGUGCCCCGGCGCCGGGCACACACCGGCUCCAGCCUCCAGACCGCAGCUCGCUGCCCCCCGCUGCCCCGACUCGCGUGGCGAUCCUGCAGCCUUGAUUCUCCUCUGUCGACGGGGAGCAGUGUAGACGGAGCGGGAAUCGUCGCCGGCAGCAGCGGGGAGCGAGGAUGGCUUCGGCCGGCUCGCUGCGGGAAGAUGCCGCUCAGCUCCGCGGGCAGGAACCGGCGCCCAGUCAGUCCAGAAGUUUGCCGGCGUUAAACGGCCCCUAUGAUUGGUCCCUGGGAGUCGGACAGCCCGGGUCGCCGACUGCCAGGGGCACUAACCUGGCCGCGGGUACAGCCCGAACCCCGGGCAGCGGCAGCUGUGCAACGACGCCGGGGCGGAAGGGGUGCCGGGUGCUCAGCGACUCCCGUUGUUUCCUGGCGUGUAUGUGUUGCCUGACCUUCAUCCAAUCACUCAUGGUGUCCGGCUACCUCAGCAGCGUCAUCACCACCAUCGAGAAGCGCUACAACCUGAAGAGCUCCGAGUCCGGUCUCCUAGUAAGCUGCUUCGACAUCGGCAGCCUGCUGGUGGUGGUCUUCAUCAGCUACUUCGGGGGUCGGGGUCGGAGACCCCGCUGGCUGGCCGUGGGCGGCUUUCUCAUCGCCGUCGGAGCCGCUCUCUUCACUCUCCCUCACUUCAUCUCCCCCACUUACGAGAUCCAGGAGCUGAACACGACCUCGUCCGGGCAGGGUUUGUGCAGCGCCAGCAAUGGCACCGGCGCCAGAGACUCGGGGUCUGGCUGUGCGGGCAGACACUCCUCCGGCCGGCAGCACUCACUCUACGUGGCUCUUUUUGUCUGCGCCCAGCUGCUCAUCGGCGUGGGCUCAACCCCCAUUUACACGCUGGGGCCCACAUAUUUGGACGACAACGUUAAAGCUGAGAACGCAUCCCUCUACUUGGCAAUUAUGUAUGUUAUGGGAGCAUUGGGCCCUGCAGCAGGAUAUCUUCUUGGUGGUGUCUUGAUUGGCUUCUAUGUGGAUCCCAGGGGCACAAUUCAGAUUGACCAGACUGACCCACGCUUCAUUGGAAAUUGGUGGAGUGGAUUUUUGCUAUGUGCGGUUACUAUGCUCCUUGUUAUAGUGCCAAUGUUCACCUUCCCUCAAAGACUUCCACCUCGACAGAAGAGGAAGAAGAAAAUGGUCUCAAAUAAUUUGAAUAGUGACAAUGAGAUGAUGAAAGGGAAAGCUGAGAACAGAGAACACAAAAGAAGCACUGUGACUUCCUCCAUGGGUUUUGGAAAGGAUAUUAAAGACAUUCCCAAAGCUGCUGUCAGGAUCUUGAGCAACAUGACAUUCCUGUUUGUGAGCUUGUCAUACACUGCAGAAAGUGCCAUCGUCACUGCUUUUAUCACCUUCAUACCCAAGUUCAUUGAAUCUCAGUUUGGCAUCCCAGCAUCUAAUGCAAGCAUUUACACUGGUGUGGUCAUCGUUCCCAGUGCUGGUGUUGGCAUUAUCCUUGGGGGCUACAUUAUUAAAAAGCUCAAGCUUGGCGCACGAGAAUCAGCUAAGCUUGCUAUGAUCUGCAGUGGGGUUUCUUUGCUGUGCUUCUCCACACUCUUUAUUGUCGGCUGUGAAAGCAUUAAUCUCGGAGGCAUUAAUAUACCCUACACCACAGGCCCUUCACUUACAAUGGCGCACAGAAAUCUAACUGGUGACUGCAAUGUUAACUGUGGAUGCAGAAUCCAUGAUUAUGAACCUGUCUGUGGAUCAGAUGGGAUAACAUACUUCAGUCCUUGUCUGGCUGGUUGCUCAGUCCUCGUCAAUGAAAGCACAAGGAUGAGGAAUUAUACUGACUGUGCCUGCGUUCAAAGUCGGCAAGUGAUAACCCCGCCUACAGUAGGGCAAAGGAAUCAGCUUCGAUUGGUCAUUGUGAAAACGUAUCUGAAUGAGAAUGGAUAUGCAGUGUCUGGCAAGUGUGAGCGGACAUGCAAUACCUUGAUCCCUUUUCUAGUAUUUCUCUUCAUCGUCACGUUAAUUACAGCUUGUGCACAGCCAUCGGUAAUCAUAGUAACACUCAGGUCUGUAGAAGAUCAGGAGAGACCUUUUGCGCUGGGUAUGCAAUUUGUUCUCCUACGAACUCUUGCUUACAUUCCAACACCAAUUUACUUCGGAGCUGUGAUCGACACAACUUGCAUGCUUUGGCAACAGGAAUGUGGCAUUGUCGGCUCCUGCUGGGAAUACGAUGUGACCUCCUUCAGAUUUGUCUACUUUGGGCUGGCAGCAGGCCUCAAGUUUGCCGGCUUUGUUUUUAUCUCUUUUGCCUGGCACUCAAUCAAACAGAAAGAAACCCAUCUGCAAAGGUGGCGACGGAGAGCUUCACCCAUAAGCACUGUCAGUGAACUGCUCAGUAACCCAGGGAACCGGCACAACUAUGCACAGACUCGAUCAUGUCCUUCCUUUCAAAUAAGAGCCGAACACAAUGAACACCUACCACAGUCUGGAAAAGUUCAGCAUGUAGCAUAGACAUUAUCUGAUAUCCCAGGAAAAAAUAAUAUACACGGUUAAGAAUACUGAACAAAGUGGUAAUUGACACAGGUGAAUUCACAUAUACUGUAUGUUGUCUUAGGGAUUUAGUUGUCAAAAAAUUGCUGAUGGUUGUUCUUAAGUUUAAUUCUUUGACAAAGCACCAUUUGGAAAGUUUCUCCAGGUAAACAACAAAACCUGUGCCUUUUUAAUUUAAAAAGUGACAUCCACUGACUAAAGGAAAUGGAUUAUCACAUCAACUAUGGCACACUGGAGGGCUGGUUACCUCAAUGUGAUUUGAAUUCACAGAUAACUUGUGUCAUUUUUAAUCUUAUGGAGUGAUGAUUUGCACUCAAGUCAAUUUAAGGAUAAUCUCUGAAAGAAUAAGAAACAGAAAACAAACUUACAUAACAUUUUUUUUAAAUAAAUUCUAUUUUGAUCUGUUCUAGAUUGUUAGAAACUAAUUAAGUACUCCAAGAUACAAAGUGGGUAAAUUCUUAACUUGGUAGUUUUGAAAUAAAAUUGAGGUCUGUUCCCCAUUAUAGGAUCUGCAAUCCUAUGACCUCUUCAGUGACUUCCUUCAGAAACAAACAGCCAACAAGUUUAAAAUCUGUCCCCAUAUCCUUGAACUGGGUCUAAUGCUUUAUGUGUAAAUGGACAUCUUUUAACAUACUGUAAACAUUAAAAAUCUGUGCAGCUUACAGUACUAUACAAAUGUCUUAGGCACCCUAGAUUUUUUAAAUAUGGUUUCAGAUAGUAUGGUCUCCACAGAGCCGUGACCUCAACACCAUCAGUACCUGGAGAGAGAGAAUCAAGCAAGACAGUCAAAGUCUGCUGAGAACUGUAUCGAGAGAAUUGAAGCAGGUUUAAAGGCAAAGGGUGGUCACACCAAAUAUUGAUUUGAUUUCAUUUUUUACUGUUUACUGCUCUUCAUAGUAAUUUUUAUUGAUAUCUAGAAACUUUACUCAUUUCAUUUUUGAAAGCAUUUUCACUUUACAAAGUUUUCUUAUAUGUGCCUAAGACUUUUGCUCAGUACUGUAUUACAAGAUAGUAAAUUCCAACAGUCUGUAAAAGUAUGUUAAAAACAUUGCAAAAGUUUUUGAAAAAUGGAUCAGGUUUUGAUUGACAGGUUGUGCUCUUACAGCUUUUUCUGUUCCUGUUAUGUGUAAUGUUGAUGAGCCUGGACCGUGUGCCUUUGCCACAGAUAGGGGCAACAAAUUCCUGAAGUUCUAGUGCUUACCAGUAGGUGGCAAUAAUGACCUGGUUCAAAGAAGCACCACCUAUGCUCAGAAUACAGAGUCAAAGGUCCGACCAACACCGUUAAUGUGACAAGCAGUUGGUAUUGCUGGCACCCGCUGUUGGAAAUGGGUGUGAAAAGAACAUGCAGGUAUUUCAGGAAUAAAUAAAAACGAAGUUUGUUGAAAGCAAAUUUACCAUAUCUAUAACGGAGAAAGAUAGACCUUACAGAUUCUGAAAUGCUAACUUUGGUCUUUUAGAUCCUGACAGAUCUGCUGUGUGUUUUGAGCAUCUUUCUGUGUUUUGUAUCAGUGAAUAUGAGUGGGAUCAUAGGAUAUUAGCUGGUUAUUUUGCAUAGGACGAUGAAAAGGAUCGUAACUGUAAAAGUAAAUGGAAAUCACUGUACAAAGUUAAGUUGUUGCUAGUCAACUGUACCUUAGUCAUAAAAAUAAUCCAAGUGUUGAUACUGUGUGCUGAAUGUUAAUGUUCCAAAACCAUGGGAGCAGGACCCAGGAAACCCGGCUGUUUCUGCAGCAUAUUUAUUAGUAAUCAAGCUACCACUUUAACCUCACAUUUCAGCUUUAUUUUCCAUCAAUUACAUUGAGCAGGCAGGUUCAAUUUCAGGUUCACGGUUAAAUAGACAUUUCAGACAAAGGUUGACGGAGUCGGCUGCAGAGAGAAAAGGAACCGAAGAGCUCAGGAUGCUCCAUCCUGAGGACAGAAGGGCACGCAGAAGCACGAAUACUCCCACUGCCGGGAAGAGCAGGCAGGAACAGAGCUAGUCUUCGGAGUGAGUAGCGCCGGCAUGGUUUCCUGCUGCUGGAUUCUAGGUGAAAGAGAGUUUAGUGCCUUCUUAUGAUUAGGAAAAGUGAGCACUGUGGUUCAUGUGUAUUACCGUAACUCCUUAACUCUUCUCCUAUUCCUCUUGCCCUUGCCCCGCAUAUUCACAUGUGGGGACAGCCAUCAUCCUGUAUCUGCAUUUCCCCACACCCUUAUGCAAUGCCUUAUCUUCACCCCAAACAAAUGUUCAUGCAUUUAUGUCUUCUCCUUCCCUCGUCACUAAAAACAGUGUGGUGCAGUAGGGAGAGGGAGGAAAUCAGAGAUGACCUCUUACGUCUGCAGGGGAGUACUGCCAGAUGGUUGGUCAGUGAAGAUGUGCAGAUGCCUUCCCUCCAUUGCCCGAUGCCAGUUUUGAAUUUUAUCCAGCCAGGUAGCAUGCAAUUUGAACCGGCAGUGGCUCAUCACUGGGAGAGGAGUGGCUACAUUUGUAGAAUAUGCAAACACUUGGAGGGAGGUUCAGGGUAAGUUAGACUUUGUUUAUGACAUGGAGCUUGGGGGAGGUUUAGAGUGACUGGGGUGGAAAUGUUGUGAUCUGGAUAUAUGAGGGAAUAAGAUAAAUCCAUUGUUUCUUGAUGCUGCAGCUGGUGCAGUAAAUCUUUUUCAAAGGCUUUCACAUAUUAUAAUACUCAGCUUCAUGUUAAAUCAAGAAAUAGUUAAAACAGGGACAGCACAUUUGUCAACAAUUUUGAGCACUGAGAACAGAUUUAUUGACCAACAUUUGACUCUCCUCCAUUAUAGCUGGACAUGAGUAGGGAGGGUUUUUACAUUUUAAGACUUUUAGCAUUGCCUUUGUCCCCUUUCUAUUUACUUCUGGGAAUUAAAAAAAAAAUCUCUUCAGAACCUUCUACAGUGGAGUCUGCUUCCAGGAGGCUGAAAUUAGGACUCAGGAUAGAGAUGGUGUCGACGCCUCUGAAGGUUGAACCAUCUGUUUACAUGGAGUACUCUGAAGCAGUGUACGAGGUCUGCAGCCUGGGACUACCCCAGUAGUGAUUGACUAUAUAUGUCCAAAAAUUGGAUGUGGAGCUAGAUGGUAUAUUCAAACACAGCACUCAUUGACUCCAUGAAAAUACAGGGCCUCUCCCUAACCAAACAACUGAAUUGCUGCAGUGCCAACUGUACAAUCUGGGAAAGCUGGGGAUGGCCAAGCCCAUGGCCAUUUGUGCAGCCCAAAACACACACAUAAACAUCAUGCUUGUUGAAAAAGGAAGCACGCUGUGUCUCAUUUAACUUUGGUUGGUUCAGCCGCCAUCAUCAGCCUCUUUAUUAAAGGGGUGCAUAACCAGGUAUAUUUUGGUCACCUUCCUCAGUGUCAGCAGCCUAAGUGUUCCUCUCAGGAGGGGAUAAGGGUGACCAUGGCUGAUCGAGGGGUAAUAGUUUUGUGGCGGAGUUAGGAUAAUGCCCACCUUGCUGCCUGCCUGGCUCAGUAGGAAGGUUAAUCUGAAUUCUGUUUCCCAAACUCGACACUCAUCAACAAUUUCUGAAAGUUGUACAGUGUCUCUUACCUUGUUUUGCCUCUCUCUGUAAAGCCCAUUCAUAUAGUGUUUUAGGAGGCCUUAAAUUAACUCAUCCCAAUAAAAGAUCUUACUGUCCAUUCUUACUAUGUCCAUUCUACAUCUAUGAUCCCAGAUUUUUCUUUUGAUUCUUGUGCAUUGAGCUCCCCCAUGUGAAGGGGAUAAAGACUGAAUGGUCUGAAGUGCUAUUUGCAAUAAAUUUACCAGG
Messenger RNA from Hypanus sabinus (Atlantic stingray), 6468 nucleotides. Its product is annotated as solute carrier organic anion transporter family member 5A1. Gene Ontology annotation, molecular function: protein binding. Gene Ontology annotation, cellular component: membrane. Bases 337 to 2673 code for a protein of 778 amino acids. The record is from RefSeq and is a predicted model, not a curated record. The transcript is spliced from 9 exons. Lineage: Eukaryota; Metazoa; Chordata; Chondrichthyes; Myliobatiformes; Dasyatidae. Gene Ontology annotation, biological process: sodium-independent organic anion transport; transmembrane transport.